This is a messenger RNA of Salvelinus fontinalis (brook trout), 1295 nucleotides long. Its product is annotated as macrophage mannose receptor 1-like. The transcript is spliced from 4 exons. The coding region runs from base 1 to 840 and encodes 279 amino acids. The record is from RefSeq and is a predicted model, not a curated record. NCBI's taxonomy places the organism in Eukaryota, Metazoa, Chordata, Actinopteri, Salmoniformes, Salmonidae.
AUGACUAAGUCCUGGACUGAAGCUCAGACAGUCUGCAGACAGAACUACACUGACCUGGCCACCAUAGAUGAUGACAUGGCAGAUAUGAAGAAGCUCAAUAACACAGUAGAAGCAAAAGAAAAUGCGACCAAUAAGUACAUUCUCAUCAGGGAAUAUAAGACUUGGAGUGAAGCUCAGAGCUACUGUCGGGGGAAUUACACAGACCUGGCCAGUGUGAGGAACACAACAGAGAUGGAGGCCAUAAAGACUAGCAUACUAAAACUUGACAACAAUCAACCAGUGUGGAUUGGCCUGAAUAAAUCUCUUGGAGUCUGGUCUGACCAGAGUGGCUCCUCUUACAGGAACUGGGACUCUGACGAGCCGAAUGGGGCAGGUGGGGGAAAAGAGGAAGGAGACUUCUGUGGAGAAGUAACAUCGUCUGGAAAGUGGAACGAUAAAGGAUGUACUCAGACAAAUCCCUUCAUUUGCUACGAUGAUGAACUGGUCCUGGUCUCAGAGAACAAGACGUGGUCAGAAGCCCUGUGGCACUGCAGAGAUCAGAACAUGGAGCUGGUGUCUGCCCACAACCAGAGCAUCCAGCACUGGGUCCAACAGAAAGCCAAGAAGGCCUCCACUCCCUUUGUCUGGCUGGGCCUGAGGUACACCUGCACCCUGGACUUCUGGUUCUGGGUCAAUGGAGAAGAGUCCUGCUACCACAACUGGGCCGGCGGGGAGGGCUACAACACCAUUGAGGAGCAGUGUGGGAACACGGGGGCCAUACAGAGAGACGGGGGACAGUGGGUCGGCAAGUCUGAGAAUGAGAGAUUCAACUUCAUCUGCAGCAACAAUGCUGAUUACUAGAACCAGACCCUGUUCUCUGGACCAGCUGAACACUACAGUCCAACACAUUGUUCCAGACCCUGUUCUGUAGACCAGCUGAACACUACAGUCCAGAACGUUCCAGACCCUGCUCUGUAGACCAGCUGAACACUACAGUCCAGAACGUUCCAGACCCUGCUCUGUAGACCAGCUGAACACUACAGUCCAGAAUGUUCCAGACCCUGCUCUGUAGACCAGCUGAACACUACAGUCCAACACAUUGUUCCAGACCCUUUUCUGUAGACCAGAUGAACCCUACAGUCCAGAAUGUUCCAGAUAUACUCAGAUUUACAUAAUAUAAGGUGAUGGAUACAUAUUAUUUUAAAUAUAUAUUUUUAUUUGUUUACAGUGAGCUCCAAAAGUAUUGGGACAAAUGUUUAGUUGUUUUGGCUCUGUACUCUAACAUUUUCAUUGCAUCCUAGGAAUAUGGGACCAAA